AUGGGUGGUAUAACAUCAGAAUAUAGAGGUGUUAGAAAAAGGAAAUGGGGUAAAUGGGUGUCCGAAAUCCGUGAGCCAGGAAAGAAAACGAGGAUAUGGCUAGGGAGUUUUGAGACAGCGGAGAUGGCGGCGGCUGCAUAUGAUUCAGCUGCAUUUCACCUCAGGGGACAUGCAGCUAAGUUAAAUUUCCCAGAGUUGAUUGAACAUUUCCCUAAACCAGCAAGUUCUUCCCCUGAAGAUAUACGUUUGGCUGCACAACAGGUUGCAAUUACAGUUCAAAACACAAAUUUCAUGGCUUCUACUAGUCAUGGCCAUGAAGCACCAGUUACAGUAGGACUAUCUCCAACACAAAUUCAAGCUAUUAAUGACUUUCCUAUGGAUUCACCAAAUAUGUGGACUACUCAUGAAGACAUAAACUUUACUUAUGAAAUGAGUGAUUACCAAGAAAUGGAUGAUUGUCUUUGGGAUUACUCAUCAACUAACUCAUUUUAG
Messenger RNA from Solanum verrucosum, 492 nucleotides. Its product is annotated as ethylene-responsive transcription factor ERF022-like. The record is from RefSeq and is a predicted model, not a curated record. The transcript has a single exon. Gene Ontology annotation, biological process: regulation of DNA-templated transcription. Gene Ontology annotation, molecular function: DNA-binding transcription factor activity; DNA binding. Bases 1 to 492 code for a protein of 163 amino acids. NCBI's taxonomy places the organism in Eukaryota, Viridiplantae, Streptophyta, Magnoliopsida, Solanales, Solanaceae.